Nerophis lumbriciformis (worm pipefish) is the source of this 630-nucleotide messenger RNA. Lineage: Eukaryota; Metazoa; Chordata; Actinopteri; Syngnathiformes; Syngnathidae. The record is from RefSeq and is a predicted model, not a curated record.
AUGUCACGUCACAUGAUCAUUGUGACGUACCAGCAAAGUUUUCUCUUCAUUCCUCGUCCGGCUACGGCAUGUUCCCAACAUAAAGCGCAGGGGUCACUAAGUGACCUGUCUCAGAUUCAAAAAAGGUCCUACAGGGGCGCUUCCACUGAAGGCAUCGGCAGGUGGCGGCAUCUCCUACCUAAAGAAUUGCCCAAGAAAAAGAAAGACAAACAUCAGAUGCCCAACAUCUCGGCAGCUACAGACACAGCGUACCGUACCCUCAACGUCAACGUGUCGGGCUACGACAUGACGGCGGUGGAGCACUUCGCCCAGUACGUCCACAAGCUGUGCAAUCGACUCGGAGUUAGCGUAACAGACAGUUAUGCGCUGCCUACCCAAAGCACAGAAGUGAUGCUCAUGCAGGAGGGCGGCACCAAGAUGUACGUGGACUCGCUUCUGAAAACGCACAAACGUGUCAUUCAGUUAAACAGCCUGACAGCAACGCUCGGUCCUAUCUUGAUGGAUGUCCUCGUGAAGAACCAACCGGAGGGUGUCGACCUGUCGGUAAAUGAGCACACGGAGGCGGACUUCCUGGCCCGUUUCAAAGCUCGACCCGAGCUGGAGGGUCUCAUGGCUCAGAUGAACCAAUAA